UGUUACCCUUAGCAACACAACAAUCAUGGCGUUUUGAAAUUUUCGUUAGUGUCCUAUGAAUACAAAUAGGAUGUAGUUUAAAUAUCCACCGCUGUUGCUCGUCCUUUCACUGUUUUAUGUCCUUAUACCGAAGCCUCAGACUGAAUUAUUAACCGCGUGUGGUGAGACAUCACAAACUUUGCUUUCUCUCAGACAGUUUACGUUUCUUAAAACAAACUGGUCUAUUAAGUAAAAUGAAUCGGGAUACUAUUGAUUUACUUGAAAGUGUGAAAGCUGCUAAAGCUGAAAUAGAAAGAAUAGAAAAAGAAAAUGUUAAUAUCAACCAGUUUUUUCCAUCGAUACCUCACAACUUUGAAAAAUAUUCAACUGGAGAAACAAGUUAUUGGCCUGAUCUGAUGAGCUCAGUGUCCUGUGCCAAAUCCAAGAAAGGAAAACGUUCUGCAAAAACAUUCAGCUGUGACAUGAAUUUGUCUAAAAAUGCAAAUGCUUUAUUAAUGGAUGCAACAUCUCCAGAUGAAGAAGAAGAAAAUGAAGAUGAGAAUACAGAAGAACAAAAAGCAGAAGAGAUAUCAGAAGAGCAGUCGUUAAAUGGCUCUGCACUACAGAUGGAAUCUGAAGUUAAAGAGGAGGAAUCUGAAGAUCCUCCUGUGCUCACUUCUCUAAAACAAAAUUUUGAUGAGUGUGGCUCAUUUGUAGAGGCAGAAAAUAUGGAUGAAGAUUCAAGAAGGAAUUGUCUGAUUCACUGUGAAAGUGUAUUUGACUCUUUAGUAUGGGUCAGCAAGACAUGUAUGGCCGGUCCUUUUUACCUGCAGAGAAAAAGCAUGAUUGAAUCAAGUAUUGCCAAAGACAUAAUAUCAGCUAAGAUUAAGAAGUCAGAAAAGAACUACUGUGAGAGUUUGAAAUUAUUUAACAAAGCAGUUCUGAUGGACUUCAAUAACCCUUUCUACCUAGCUGACCGGGCAGAAGUCUAUAUCAUUCUUGGAGAUAUUCAGGCUGCUAUACAAAAUUACAGCCGAGCUGUAUUCCUCUACAAAGGCUCACCAGUCUUUAGAUCUCGUUUAGCCAAACUUUACUGCCUUCAGGGACAAGUCUUUCUUGACUUCAGAAUGUAUCAGCAAGCUUAUAAAAUUUUUCUCAAAGCUUCCGAGUGGGAUCCUGAACAGUUAAUAUACAAAGCUAAAAGUUUUAGCUGUCUGGUGAAGAUGAAUUGCGAAGCUGAAGCUUGGGCAACUCUUAACUCAUUGAUAUACGAGUACCCUGACAACUUAGACCUCAUUGUGAUGAAGGCUCGUCUUAGGCAACUCUCUGGAGAGUAUUCUUUGGCAUUCUAUGACUUGAAAAACAUUGCUGAAUACGAAGACGGUGCUAAUGCUCGUGCAAUGCUAGAAGCAAUCAGAAACAAGGCAGAGGAAUAUUGGCAAGUGGCCAUCAAGCUGAACAUGCGACAAGAUUUCUAUCCAGCCAUCAAAAAAAUUCAUUUGGCCAUUAAAUUAUGGCCAGCCCAGGCCAAAUUCUAUUUUCUCAGAGGUAUCCUGUACCGUCACAUCAAUGAGUUCACUUUAUCCAUCGAUGACCUGAUUGAGGCCCUUCAGAAGAGCACCCCUGAAGAGAAGGAGACAUAUGCUUCUGAUGCUGAGAAACAGCUUUUGCUGACCUUCAAUGAUUUCUCAGUAGAAUGUUUCACCAAUGGAUAUUUUGAUGAUGCCAUCAAGCUGCUCAACAAGGCCAUCUCUGUGGAGAAGAUGCAGAAAGGGCUCUACCUGAACAGGGCUGAAUGUUUUUUCCAGAAGGGAGAUUACAAUUUUGCUCUGCAGGACUAUGAACAAGCCUUGGAGUUAGAUCCCUUGGACAGGAAACAUUUUCCUAGGAUUUCUGAACUCUGUUACUUGUUAGCACUACAGUACUACACUGACCGAAACUUUGAGGAAUCUGUAGUGAAAUUGGACAAGGCUAUAAGUUACUCACCAAUCACUGGCCAAUUAUAUAUCUUGAGAGCCAAGUGUAAACGCAUGUUACAGGACUUGAGUGGUGCCAGACACGACAUCUUACUCGGUUUCCACUUGAUGCCAACCAGCAAAGAUAUCCUACCGGCAUUUGGAUACCUCUUUCCAUCCAUUCCAACAAGAAAUAUAUUGACCAGUCCACUAGCAGCACAAACCAGAGUUAUAGCAGAAGAGUUGCUCUCUGAUCCACUUCACCAAAGUAUAGAAAGAAUUUUCAGUUUCAAUGCAGGUGAGAGUAAUGUACUAACAUCCCUGAUUAGUGACCCAUUAACUGUGAUGGGUAAUCAACCACCAAUAUUCCUCCAGCCAAAUUUCUGUUCUACUCCUGAUUUACUUCAAGAAAAGAAAAGGAUCAAUACAAAAGUCAGGGAAGUUCAUUCAAAUAAAGAUCCCCUGCAAACGUCUGAACAUAAAUUAACAUCAUCAUCAAAUACUUCAAUCUGGAAAACAGCAUUUUCCAAAUUUGCAGCAGAAUCAAAGACAAAGUUACUCAAAAUUCCUUCGGCAGUGGAUAGCACAAUGGAGACAGCAACAGAAAUGGAAGAAGAAUCUUAAAUUUUGGUUGUGGGAAAAUUAAAGUGUCAACUACAGGGAAGUAUGGAGUAUGUACAUAUGUGUGCGGCACAUACGCACGCAUGCACACACACACACCACACACACACACACAGGUAUGUGUCUUCU
Molecule: messenger RNA, 2684 nt
Organism: Octopus sinensis (East Asian common octopus)
Lineage: Eukaryota; Metazoa; Mollusca; Cephalopoda; Octopoda; Octopodidae
Product: tetratricopeptide repeat protein 16-like
Exons: 12
Coding region: 234-2558 (774 amino acids)
Molecular function (GO): protein binding
Source: RefSeq, a predicted model, not a curated record